Molecule: messenger RNA, 4824 nt
Organism: Papaver somniferum (opium poppy)
Lineage: Eukaryota; Viridiplantae; Streptophyta; Magnoliopsida; Ranunculales; Papaveraceae
Product: splicing factor 3B subunit 1-like
Exons: 2
Coding region: 113-3931 (1272 amino acids)
Biological process (GO): spliceosomal complex assembly
Cellular component (GO): catalytic step 2 spliceosome; U2 snRNP; U12-type spliceosomal complex
Molecular function (GO): mRNA binding
Source: RefSeq, a predicted model, not a curated record
CCGUGUUAGUUUUUAUACACUUUCCUUCGCGAGGAGAACCUGUAGAAGAAGAGAGGCAUAGAAAGUCUCUGGAUACUGUUGCGUUCGUAAACCUAAAGGGUUUUGUACAAACAUGGAUCCUGAGAUAGCUAAAACCCAAGAAGAGAGGAAGAAGAUGGAGAAACAAAUCGCUUCUCUCUCAACAGUUACUUUUGAUACUGAAUUUUAUGAUAGUACUGGAAAUCGAUACGAAGGUUAUGUAAGUUCAAUUGCUGUAAAUGAAGAAGAAGAAACUGUAGAUCCCAGUUUAUCUGAUGUUCCUAGAAGAUUAGCUUCUUAUACUGCACCUCAAUCAUUAAUGAAAGAUAUUGCAGGAAGUGCUGAAGAGCAUAAUAAUAACAACAGCUUGGGGCCGAGAAAAAUUAUUGAUAGAGAAGAUGAGUAUAGAAGGAGAAGAUUGAACCAAGUACUCUCACCUGAUCGAGUUGAUGCUUUUGCAUUGGGAGAUGAAACUCCUGAUCCAUCUGUCAGGACUUAUGCGGAAAUUAUGAGGGAACAAUCUUUGAAAAGAGAGACAGAAGAGACUUUGAGAGAAAUUGGUAAGAAGAAGAAGGAAGAAGAAGAGGAGAAGGAGAGAGGCGGUGGUAGGAAGGUUGAAGAGAGAGAGCGAGACGAGGUACCUGCUCCUGUACCCAAAAGAAGGAAUAGGUGGGAUCAAAAUCAGGAUGUUGAUGCUGCUAGUAAGAAAGCCAAGACUUCUUCGUCUGAUUGGGAUAUUCCAGAUUCAACUCCAGGUAUUGGAAGAUGGGAUGCAACACCUACUCCAGGGAGGAUUGGAGAUGCAACUCCUUCGCUAUCUAGAAGGAAUAGGUGGGAUGAAACACCAACCCCUGGUCGGGUUGCUGAUGCAGAUGCUACUCCGUCCGCUGGUGUAACUCCUGCUGCUACUCCCUCUGGUAUGACUUGGGAUUCUACACCUAAACUUGCCGGUCUUGCUACUCCGACUCCCAAACGUCAAAGAUCGAGAUGGGACGAGACUCCUAUGAGUGUGGGCAGUGCCACUCCAAUGCCGGGUGCAACUCCAUCUGGUAUCUACACUCCAGGAGUUACACCUCGUGGAGGAGGUGAGCUGGCUACCCCAACUCCUGGGGCUUUUCAAGCAAUCACACCUGAACAGUACAAUUUGAUGAGAUGGGAGAAGGAUAUUGAAGAGAGAAAUAGGCCAUUAAGUGACGAGGAACUUGAUUCAAUGUUUCCACAAGAAGGAUACAAAAUUUUGGAUCCUCCAGCAUCUUACGUUCCGAUUAGAACUCCAGCCAGGAAGCUUCUUCAAACUCCCACUCCGUUGGGCACCCCACUUUAUCAAAUCCCAGAAGAGAACCGUGGGCAGCAAUUUGAUGUUCCAAAAGAAGCAGCUGGAGGGUUGCCAGGGAUGAAACCAGAGGAUAUGCAGUAUUUUGGACCAUUGCUGAAUGAAGUUGAUGAAGAAACGUUGUCGCCUGAUGAGCAGAAAGAGAGGAAGAUCAUGAAACUACUGCUAAAGGUCAAGAAUGGAACACCCCCACAGAGGAAAACUGCAUUGAGACAGUUGACUGAUAAAGCGCGUGAUUUUGGUGCUGGCCCACUCUUUGGCAGGAUAUUGCCAUUACUUAUGCAACCGACGUUGGAAGAUCAAGAACGACAUCUUCUAGUUAAGGUUAUUGAUAGGGUUUUGUACAAGUUGGAUGAGCUUGUUAGACCUUUCGUUCACAAAAUCCUUGUGGUGAUUGAGCCUCUUCUGAUCGAUGAGGACUAUUAUGCUCGUGUUGAGGGAAGAGAAAUUAUUUCCAACCUGAGUAAAGCUGCUGGUUUGGCUACUAUGAUUGCUGCAAUGAGGCCCGAUAUUGAUAACAUUGAUGAGUACGUGAGGAACACAACUGCGAGGGCUUUCAGUGUUGUUGCUUCUGCUCUGGGGAUUCCAGCGCUGCUUCCUUUCUUGAAAGCUGUCUGUCAGAGUAAGAAAUCUUGGCAAGCUCGGCACACUGGUAUCAAGAUUGUUCAGCAGAUUGCUAUCUUAAUUGGUUGUGCAGUACUUCCCCAUUUGAAGUCUCUUGUGGAAAUCAUAGAACAUGGUCUUGUGGAUGAGAACCAGAAGGUCAGGACCAUUACUGCACUGUCGUUGGCUGCCCUGGCUGAAGCUUCUGCUCCAUAUGGUAUUGAAAGUUUUGAUUCUGUCCUGAAGCCUUUGUGGAAGGGUAUCAGAUCACACAGGGGUAAGGUUUUGGCUGCCUUCUUGAAAGCAAUUGGUUUUAUCAUUCCCCUCAUGGAUGCGAUAUAUGCUAGUUACUAUACCAAGGAAGUGAUGUUCAUAUUGAUCCGUGAGUUCCAGUCUCCUGAUGAAGAAAUGAAGAAAAUUGUGCUCAAAGUCGUUAAGCAGUGUGUUAGUACAGAAGGUGUUGAAGCUGAUUAUAUCAGAAGUGAUAUUCUUCCGGAGUUUUUCAAGAACUUUUGGGUGAGAAGAAUGGCAUUGGACCGUAGAAACUAUAGGCAGCUAGUGGAAACCACUGUGGAGAUCGCAAACAAGGUCGGUGUUGCCGAUAUAGUGGGAAGAAUCGUUGAGGAUCUUAAAGAUGAGAGUGAACCUUACAGAAGAAUGGUGAUGGAAACUAUUGAGAAGGUGGUUGCGAACUUGGGUGCAUCUGAUAUCGAUGCACGCUUGGAAGAACUUCUUAUUGAUGGUAUACUGUACGCUUUCCAGGAGCAAACUAGUGACGAUGCUAAUGUUAUGUUGAAUGGAUUUGGGGCUGUUGUGAAUGCCCUGGGGCAGAGAGUGAAACCCUAUCUUCCUCAGAUAUGUGGUACCGUUAAGUGGCGUUUGAACAACAAGAGUGCGAAGGUUAGACAACAAGCAGCAGAUCUCAUUUCUAGGAUUGCUGUUGUGAUGAAGCAAUGCCAAGAAGAGCAGCUGAUGGGUCAUCUUGGUGUUGUUUUGUACGAGUACUUGGGAGAAGAGUACCCUGAAGUUCUGGGAUCCAUUUUAGGAGCUCUGAAGGCAAUUGUGAAUGUUAUCGGAAUGACAAAGAUGACACCGCCAAUCAAAGAUCUGCUUCCUCGAUUGACUCCUAUUUUGAAGAAUCGACAUGAAAAAGUUCAAGAGAACUGCAUUGAUCUUGUCGGUAGGAUUGCCGAUCGUGGAGCUGAAUUCGUUCCUGCGAGGGAGUGGAUGAGAAUAUGUUUUGAGCUUCUUGAGAUGCUAAAAGCCCACAAGAAAGGAAUUCGAAGGGCUACUGUCAACACAUUUGGAUACAUCGCGAAAACCAUUGGACCCCAAGAUGUCCUGGCAACAUUGUUGAACAACCUCAAAGUGCAGGAGCGUCAGAACCGUGUAUGCACAACUGUAGCUAUUGCAAUAGUUGCGGAAACUUGUUCUCCAUUCACAGUUCUGCCAGCUCUUAUGAAUGAGUAUCGUGUGCCAGAGCUGAAUGUGCAAAAUGGCGUCUUAAAAUCACUUUCGUUCUUGUUCGAGUAUAUUGGCGAGAUGGGGAAGGAUUAUAUAUAUGCUGUGACUCCUCUUCUUGAAGAUGCGUUAAUGGAUAGGGAUCUGGUUCACAGGCAAACGGCGGCCUCCGCUGUAAAGCACAUGGCUUUAGGCGUGGCAGGGUUAGGCUGUGAAGAUGCUUUAGUUCAUCUUCUGAAUUAUGUCUGGCCGAAUAUAUUUGAGACUUCUCCCCAUGUUAUUAAUGCUGUAAUGGAAGCAAUUGAAGGAAUGAGGGUUGCCUUAGGGGCUGCUGCAAUUUUGAAUUACUGUUUGCAGGGACUUUUUCAUCCAGCACGGAAGGUCAGGGAGGUGUAUUGGAAGAUUUAUAACUCACUGUACAUUGGAGCGCAGGAUGCCCUUGUAGCUGCGUACCCGGUGUUGGAGGAUGAGGAGAGCAAUGUAUUUAGCAGGCCGGAGUUGGUGAUGUUUGUAUGAGAAAUUGUAGUUCCUGCUUGUCAUGCGACCGAUAUGCUAAAACUAUAACCGACUCUGCAGAACAGGGAUGUUUUUAUAUUUUAGUAUUUUCUUGAUACGAACGGAACUGCUGAUUCAAGCAGAUUUGCAGCAAUCUUUUGUGUACCAGACAUAUCUACUUGCUUAUUAGUAUAUACAUGCACUGUUUGAUGAUUAUCUUAAUUGUUAGUUUGCUUCAAGUUAUUAGUAGUUUUGUUUUAUGAUUCUUAAUUAAUUGAAUGUUGUAGAUCGUCUGUUGAUCUUGGGAAGAGAACUGGCUGUAUACCUGAAGGGCACCAACACCAUACGUACAUUGCUUCCUACGGUUGAGUUUCCUUGGAAGUGGGGGAGAUUGGUUGAAACUCUUUUGUUUAUGAAAGUAUGUUCACUUUACCUGGAAAGGGAAGUAUUCAGAGCACUGUAUUAAUUGUCCAGUUUUUAUGGCUACAACUUCACAAUCGUAAAUAUUUGUUUGUGUCAGGAGUUGCAUCUUAUGUUUGGUUGGCAUUUUAGGAGUUGGGUCGGCCUCAAGGUAUUUCCAGUUCACUCUAAGGUCACUGUGUUUGUGUGUACUGUGGUAAGGUAUGCAGACAGUUCAUUGUACAUGGUUAUUGCUGAAUAUAAUCUUUAUUCUUGAAACAAAAUAUUGGGAUUAUAUCUGUGUAGUCGCAGUUUUCUUGGAUUAGUACCGGAGACAUUGUUAUGAGAAAAAGCACUUACAAGGGUUUCAUGAGAGGUGUUCUUUAUAUGCCAAGCUUGGUGUAACAGCUGUUUAUGUUAAAAGUAACAUCUUUUGUUUCGUCAUGGUGUUUGAUGUUGUACUGCAUGAUGUUUGAAAGAACAUCAGUUGGGUGGAUGUCAUUGUUUUUGCUUUC